Telopea speciosissima is the source of this 765-nucleotide messenger RNA. RefSeq names its product CRIB domain-containing protein RIC10. The transcript has 4 exons. The record is from RefSeq and is a predicted model, not a curated record. Lineage: Eukaryota; Viridiplantae; Streptophyta; Magnoliopsida; Proteales; Proteaceae. The coding region runs from base 54 to 545 and encodes 163 amino acids.
UGAAGGCUGAAGGUGUGUUUUUUUUUUUUUUUUUUGGGUUGGAAAGCACCACCAUGGCGACCAAGAUCAAAGGGAUCUAUAAAGGGUUCAAAUACAUCUCCCAGAUAUUCGUUGUCAAGGAGGAGCAUGAGAUGGAGAUUGGGUACCCAACAGAUGUUAAGCAUGUAGCCCAUAUCGGAUGGGACAACCAAUCUUCAAAUGCACCAACUUGGAUGAACGAAUUCAAGUGUUCUUCAGAUUUCUCUGCUAUGUCGCUUGGUAGCAUUGGAGGAGAAACAGAUCCCAGCUUCGUUCCUAUUUCCUCUUGGAGCUCUCAAGAUUUUGAUCAGUCAAUGGUGCGGCAACCAUCAUCUGAGAUGUUCAAUGAUGCAGCACCAAAAGACCUUCCAAAGGCACCGAAGAAACACAAAAGGAAGAAGACGAAGUCGACGUCGUCUCCCAAGUCAGUUUCUUCAUCGAGGGGUUCCAGAGCAUCUAAGCCUUCCUUUUCUACAACAGUAACUGAAAUGGAGACUACCCCCAAUAGCCAAGGGUUAUUACACUAAUCUAGUAACAUUGGUAGAGAUGAACUCUAUGCACUUUCAGUUUCAGACUUUGUGAACAGAAGAAGAGCAGAAAAGAUGGGAACCCUUCAAAGCUAGCAAAACGGUUGGUGAAUUCCUUUUUGCGUUUUAGGGAUGUUCACUCAGACAGGGCAAAAAGAAAGACACAACAAGAGGGUGGAUAAAUUUCCUUGUGUAAAUGAACAAAGCUUCCCUUUUUCUU